Rotaria socialis is the source of this 753-nucleotide messenger RNA. NCBI's taxonomy places the organism in Eukaryota, Metazoa, Rotifera, Eurotatoria, Philodinida, Philodinidae. The record is from the annotation of a GenBank genome assembly.
AUGCUUUCAGUAUUUACUUUUAUUCCAUUAUUUUUUCUACCUUUUUCUUGUUCAUUUUCUUGUAUUGGGGGUCCACAGUGUUACCUUAAACUUGGUUUCGAUCAAGUAGUACCUAGUAGUAGAAAGUUUCUUGAAACAUGUUCCACUAUUAAAGUUUCACCAUGUUCCGUAUUUCUAAAAAUUGAUUAUGAUAAUCAAAUAGUUCAUAUUUCAUUUGAAAGUUCAUUAAAUUCGACGGAAUCACUAUCUCCAUUGAUUGAUCUUUUUGUAAAUAAUCAACGAGCUUCAACUAUUCUACGCUAUACUGUCAAUGUUGGAGUUCAUGUCAAGAAUAAAACUCAAUUGUAUGUUUUAUUACAAUGCCGAACUGGUGAUCGAUGUACAGAAAAAGAAUUACGACAUUUUUGGCCUCGAUUUAUCUCACUGAAUGAUCGUCAAAAUAGCUUUAUUCAUUUUUAUCAGUAUCUUUUGCUAAAUUCAUCGAAUACCAUCAAUUGUUCUCAAGAUCAAAUAAAUCAAACUGUAUCAUGUUCAACAGUCGAUAGUAAAUGUUGGGCAUCAACAGAUGCUCAACGGAAAUGUAUAAAAAACAAUGAAAAGCAUUCGAAUUAUUUUAUCUAUUCGUAUAAUAAAGUUCACGAACCAAAUCAAUUAACCGAUGAACAUGUUCAUUAUAGAUUAGCAUGUCAAGUAAAUAAUUGUAAUAGUAAUGAAACUAUUAAAAAAGUGAGCAAAAUACUUGAUAAAUAUUGA